ACAAUGGAAAUUUGGGCUUUAUUCUCACCGAAUGGAUAAUAAAUUUGUGAAUAUAUUUCUUGGAUUAUAUCUCGAGAUUCGGACGCGUUUAAUUGCUGAAGGUGAAGUAGAAUAAGGACCAAUUGUGACGGGGAGAGCCCCCCGUAAGUUUCCGUUGUAACUCCGUAAAGCGAACGGAAAGUUUGAAAUGGAGCUGCCUGCCGCUAUGGCUCAUCUCCUUCGUAUCCUGUGGCUAGCCGCUGCCGUGUUUCACGGGGCGGCCCUCGCAGCUUUCGAUGGUCAUCUAUCCAAUUAUGAGGAGCCGGGAUAUUCAGUAUUUAACGCAUCUCUCGGAAGUGGAUGGUCAUAUGCUCUUCAUCCAUCAUUAACAGGAGAAGAUGCCAAAGAAAACAUUAAAAUUGACAGUAACUCUGGGGAAUUAUCCUUGUCAAAAAUAAUGGAGUGUGAUUUGCUUCAUGAAAACCCUUUCUUGGUUUAUGUGCAAACUCGUGGAAGAACUACAGAUACUGGCUCAGAAAAAGUGGGCUCAUAUGUUAUGAUACCCAUAGCAAUUUCUGUUCAUGGGAUCGGUUGCCAUCCAAAGAAAGCGAAGAAAAAGAAUUUUGAUAGGGAUAAUAUUGAACACACACCUUUAUCUGCAACUCGACCUCUGCAGAUCAUGAUGGAAUAUCCAGAAGGGACUUGCUGGUUUCCUGGGGAUGUCUUGCUGAACCUCAAUAACUUCCUUCCUAAAUCACUUUCAGGUUGUCCGAUUUCAUACAUUUUGAGUGAUGGUAAAGAGCAUGAUUUUGAUCUUGAUGCUAUGUCAGGUAAACUACGCACAGAAAAAGAUGUGGUUUGUGUCUUUGAGCACCAGUCGGAACAUAUAAGUGGAUCAGUGCAAAUUCCAUCAUCUUGCUUAGCGAAACCGCCAUCUUACUUGUCGGACAAAUAUGAAGAGGUUCCCAUUUUGAUUGAGUUGCGAGCAUCAGACACCAAUCGUUUGAAUGCCGACUUUUCUGAAGAUACAUCAGGAAAUGGAGAAGUGGUACUGAAGCGCUUUAGAAGGCAACUUAGAAAUACAUAUCCAACGUUUAGCCAGCCUAUAUAUAGCCGUCAAAUACCUGAGAAUGAAAAUGAAGGAUUUGUUGUGGCGACAAUCACUGCAACGGACAAUGAUGAUGGUGAUAAUGGUAGGCUGUCAUACAGCCUGGUUGCUCUGGGUGAUGCUCGCAGCCAAAAUAUGUUUGCCGUAGAAGAAAACACAGGAAUAAUCACAACCACCACGGCACUUGAUCGAGAGCAAAUUCCAUCUCACUCAUUUCGUCUCACAGCAACAGACCAUGGGACUCCUCCAAAAUCUGCUCAAGUUUACCUGACAGUCAAUGUAGAUGACCGCAAUGACCAUACUCCUGUUUUUGAGCAACCAAGUUAUGUAGAGACCACUAAUGAAGGCCAGAAUCCAGGAACAUUGAUUGUCAGGGUGCGGGCAUCAGACAAUGAUGAUGGACUUAAUGCUGAAAUAAGGUACAGCAUUGUCAACAACGAGAGCCCAAAUGAUGUCUUCACAAUGAAUCCGACGAGUGGAGAGAUCAAGACCUUGGUGCGACUGGACAGGGAGCAGACUGAGAGAUAUAAUAUCCUAGUGAUGGCUCAAGAUAUGGGUACCGAUCCUGGAAAGAGGAAUUCAACGGCAGAGGUACUACUCACAGUUCUUGACUUGAAUGACAACUCACCACACUUCUCUCAGUUGACUUAUGAGGUAUCUGUACGGGAGGAUGUCAGUCCAGGUGACCCUGAAAGCCAGAUCCUGCAUGUCAUGGCCACAGAUGCAGAUGAAGGCUCAAAUGCUGAUGUCCACUUCAGUCUGACCCACGGCAACUUUGAAAACCGCUUUAGGAUUGAUUCGGUCAAUGGCUUCAUCUCCCUUCAAAAUUCCUUAGACUUUGAAACUACAAGAAGUUACAGACUGAGCAUUCGUGCCCAAGAUUCUGGUAAUCCACCAAGGGAGAACACCACGACUGUCACAGUAACAGUGUUGGAUGUGAAUGACAACAGUCCUCAGUUUUCCCAGAAUGUUUACCAGGGUAUAGUGAGGGAAGAUGUUGAUGUCGGGCACUCCAUAUUGUCUGUGAUGGCAAGAGAUGAUGAUGAGUUGGAAAAUGCCAGGAUAACAUUCUCUAUCCCAAACCCUCCCAAUGACUUUCCUUUUGAAAUUAAUCCUACUUCUGGUGCUAUAACAAACAGUGUCAGUCUUGACAGAGAGUCUGGACAUAGUUGGGAGUUUAAUGUUAUUGCUGUGGAUCAUGGGGAAUCCCCCAGUUCGUCGACUGCUUCAGUCACCAUCACUGUAACUGAUGUGAAUGACAACGCUCCGAUCUUUUCUGAAGAAGUCUACCAUGCUGCAGUGGCUGAAAAUGCUUACCAUGGUUUUGAGGUGAUAACCGUUACAGCAACAGAUCCUGAUGAACAGAACACUAUCUCCUAUAGGAUAGUAGAUGCACUUGACCCUACUGGUCGUAUCCCUUUCAACAUCCUUACCCAGAACAAUGAAGGCACAAUUACUGUCACAUCUCAACUGAGUUACAAUAGCAAGUCCUUUUAUGCUCUGACAGUUACAGCAUCAGACAGGCAGUUUGAAAGCACUUGUACUGUGUACGUCAACGUAACCGAUGUUAAUGAUUUUGCUCCAGUAUUUCAAAACUCGCCCUACAAUGUUUACGUCAGCGAAGGUGCUGACAUCGGAGAGGUUAUUGUUACAGUGUCUGCAGCAGACAAUGAUGCCGGUGCUAAUGCUGAAGUAAGCUACAGUAUGGAUCCUUCUCCUGAGUUUGAAAUCAACGAAGAGAGUGGUGAGAUUGUCACCAAGGUUCUGUUAGAUCGUGAAGAGAUCUCGUCGUAUACCUUGUACGUGACUGCUAGUGAUCAUGGAAUAAACCCGCAGCAGUCAAGAGCAUUUGUUCAAGUCACAGUCCAGGAUAUAAAUGACAAUGCUCCAGUGUUUGAACAGACCAGCUUUACCGCCGAAAUCCAAGAGAAUUCUCCAGCCUAUUCUAGUGUCAUCACGAUGUCUGCAUCUGAUGCUGAUCAAGGUUCAAACAGUGAUGUCAAGUACACCUUCGUAGAUGGUGAUAGUGGGGGAGGACGAUUCACAAUUGACGAGACAUCAGGUGUCAUACGGGUUGCCUCUAUGCUCGAUCGUGAGUACCAAGCCGAAUACAUCCUGGUGGCUUAUGCAUAUGACCAGGGUGUACCAUCACUGAGGACCUCAGCCGAGAUAACGGUAGAAAUCACUGACAUCAAUGACAAUCCACCAGUGUUUGGUGAACGGGACUACUACGUUACGAUCAAUGAGAAUCGCGAUCCUGGGGAGCAGGUGAUGAAACUGGUAGCCUCAGAUCCCGACUCUGGAUUCAACGCUCAUGUCCAGUACACCAUCGUCAGGGGUGAUCAGGAUUUCUUUGAAAUCAACCCGGACACCGGACUGGUCAUCUCUUUGGAAAUGUUUGACUACGAAGCCAGGAAUCAGUACGAGAUCAUCGUCCAUGCGACGAACGUCCCAUAUUUUGCUGAAGCUACGGUUCACAUCCAGGUUCUCGAUGUCAACGACAAUGCACCCAUCCUUGGAGACUUUGAGAUCUAUUUUAACAAUUAUGUAGGAUACUUUCAUGAGGAGGAUAUAGGACGGGUUCCUGCAACGGACCCUGAUGUUUCUGACACCUUGACGUAUCAGAUCACGAGCGGGAACACCAAUCAGCAUCUGAUGCUUAACACGACCACAGGUGGAAUCAGACUCAAUCCUACUCUCAGAGGAUCAGAUAUCCCACAGACGAUUCAGUUCACAGUUCAAGUCUCAGGUAAGAUAAUUUUGAUAUUUUCCAAAUUUACUUAUAAAUGAUCAAUGGAUCUGCUGCACUGUGUUCACAGUCAUAGAGCUGUGGAAUGAUGUCAUUUUGAUUUAGGAUAUUCCUAUUUUUUGUUCUGUCCUCUGACUUUCAUUUCAUUUCCCAUAUAUGCUUACAUUUGAGUUGCCACUUGCUGGUAUCUUUCUACCAGAGGACUUGUUAGGUUUGAAUGAGGGCUUCCUGUAGGGACGGUACUCAUUGGGAGUACAGUUCAGUAUAAUUCAAAUGGCACUGGAGCCACAAUAUAGUGAUCGCUAUGGUAACAAAUGCAACAAGUGGCUGAUCGUGAUCGCAUCACUCAUUGUCCAUUCUUCUUCCUGCAUACAUGUGUCAUCAUUAGCACCAGUUUGCAUAACAUACUUUGAAGCCCCUAUUCAGACAUGACACAAUAAACCACUUAAAUGGAGAAGAAAUAUGUAAGAAAAAAUAACGACAAAACAGCAAAAUUAAUUAAUGGGAAGGGGCACCGUAUUCAUUUUUGUUGCUGAAAAAUAUAGCUGAUAUUGUGUUGUACCAGACACAAUUUUGGGAACCACACCAUGCUGAUUUAUUUUGAUUUUCUGUGCCAGUAUAAUUAAAAGGGGUUUACCUCCUGAUGUAUGCUGUAUAGUAUGAAUUGGCCUUUCAAGAGAUAGGAUCAUGAGAUAUAGAACAAGCAAGAUUUAAUCACAAUAUAUUUUAUUACAAACUCCUGAUGUUUGAAUUAAUCCAAUAGAUUUACACGUACUGGAAGUUGUUUUUUUUUUAAUAAAAAGAAGGAUGAAAUGGGAUUAACACAUGAAUUACAUUCUGUGAUGUAACAAAUAUGACGUUUUGCUCUCAGAAUAAAGCAAUGAGUCACCAUUCCAUCACGGUGGGUGAACUGAGAUAAAGGUGGAUUCAGGAGAGUGAGCGGAGGAUGAUUACUUCUUGUCGGGUGGAGGGAAAGCCCUCGCUCGUAUUUUGUCACCUGCUGCUAAUCAUGUCUCAUCAUUUUAAUUUCCGUCAUUGUGAGCUUGGCUCUUGUUAUCUUUUAUUCUUCAAAUGCAUUUUGUCGUCAGAUAUGUUCAUUAGUGAGACACCUUUUAGAAGUGGAUGAUGGUGAUUGUGGGAACUGAUUUUUGUUUGGUCAAGAAGAAGAAAGAUACCUUUGUAUUUUUUAAAGUGAAUGUGCCUGAAAUACUUUUGUCAGAAUGACAGGUUUUGUUUCAAACUUUUAUUCAUAUUCAUAUUCAUUCAUAUUCAAAUUUAUUGUCCAAUCAUUGGAAAUUUGUUUCAUUUACAUGUCAGUACAAGAUUAUAGAUUAUAAACAUCAAUACGAUACAGAUGGGUACAGAAUAGAACAUUUGACUUGAACAUAGGUACCCGGUAACACAAAAUGUGAUAGUUCAACAUGCAGACUAAAAUUUGAUUCAUAAUUCAGACUAAGUACAUGUACAGUGUAGUUCCAGUUCCUGUUUUUGAGUUUUAUAAGUAUCUUGUCUCAUUAUCUCUUUCAUGUGGCAUUCCUCCUGACAAAGAUAUCUGUGUCAAUAUCACUGUCUCGUUCCUUUUAUUGCUUGUGUCAAGGAUUUUAUAGAUUUGCUGUCAAUAUUUCUUGCGAAAUGAGGUUCUGUUGCUGACUUGCUGCUAAAAUUAAAAAAAAUCUUAAUUUG
Molecule: messenger RNA, 5519 nt
Organism: Strongylocentrotus purpuratus (purple sea urchin)
Lineage: Eukaryota; Metazoa; Echinodermata; Echinoidea; Camarodonta; Strongylocentrotidae
Product: cadherin EGF LAG seven-pass G-type receptor 2-like
Exons: 2
Coding region: 188-3877 (1229 amino acids)
Biological process (GO): homophilic cell-cell adhesion
Cellular component (GO): plasma membrane
Molecular function (GO): calcium ion binding
Source: RefSeq, a predicted model, not a curated record